Molecule: messenger RNA, 1827 nt
Organism: Maylandia zebra (zebra mbuna)
Lineage: Eukaryota; Metazoa; Chordata; Actinopteri; Cichliformes; Cichlidae
Source: RefSeq, a predicted model, not a curated record
UUCUGGCCCCCUUCUCCUCCUCCUAGCACUGAUUGGAGGGCUACGUGAACCGCGUGCAGCUAAAAAAAACGGAAAAGAGAGCGCGCGUGGCGGGUAACCGCGAGUUUGAAGAGCAACUCAGGUGUUUUCAGCAGAAUGAGCUCCUCGGCUGAUCUGGAGCAGCUGGCAGAAAUCGAGCUGCAGAAGGAGGAGGAGGGCAGUUGUGUCACAGACGGUCCAUCAGCUCCUCCAGUCAGCACACCAAGUCUCGACCCCUCCCACCCGUAUUACGACGUGGCUCGACACGGCAUCAUCCAGGUUUCGGGGGACGACCACUACGGCAGGAAGCUGAUUGUCUUUAGCAGCUGCUGCCUACCACCUUCGCACCAGCUGAAUCACCGCCGCCUGCUCGAGUACCUGAAGUUCACACUGGACCAGUACGUGGAGAUGGACUACAUCCUGGUGUACUUUCACUAUGGCCUGAGGAGCAGCAACAAGCCGUCUCUCAAGUGGCUACGAGAGGCUUACAGCGAGUUCGACAGGAAGUACAAGAAGAACCUGAAGGCUCUGUACGUUGUCCAUCCCACCAACUUCAUCCGAAUCGUCUGGAACCUUUUCAAACCUCUGAUCAGUCACAAGUUUGGGAGGAAGCUGACGUAUGUGAACUACUUGGCUGAGCUUCGGGAACACCUGAACUACGAGCAGCUCUUCAUCCCUCCAGAAGUGCUCAGACAUGACGAGGAGCUGCGAGCGACUCAGAAAGGAGGACCCCCGCCCUCUGUGAAAACACCCCCGCCCCGGCCCCCCCUGCCCACCCAGCAGUUCGGCGUUAGUCUGCAGUACAUCAGAGAGAAGAACCGAGAGGCCGUCAUCCCACCUGUGAUGACCCAGACUGUCACAUACCUGAAGGAGAAAGGUCUGAGGACUGAGGGGCUCUUCAGGCGAUCGGCUCGGGUUCAGCUCAUUAAGGAAGUACAGAAACUCUACAACCUGGGGAAGCCGGUGAACUUCGAGCAGAUAGGAGAUGUGCACGUUCCUGCCGUGAUCCUGAAGACAUUCCUCAGAGAGCUUCCUGAGCCAUUGCUCACCUUCCGGGUCUACAGCCAGGUCCAGGAGCUGCUCCAUGUGGAGAGCAGUCUGCGGGUGACCCGAUGCAAACAGAUCGUCGAGAGUCUACCUGAACAUAAUUUCAUUGUGGCAAAGUACCUGCUGUGCUUCCUGCACCAGGUAUCUCAGGAAAGCAUCAUAAACAAGAUGUCUCCAUCUAACUUGGCGUGUGUUUUUGGCGUGAACCUGGUCUGGCCUCGUCACGGCUCCAUCUCCCUGACCGCUUUGACCCCUAUCAACAUCUUCGCUGAGCUCCUCAUCGAGCACGUCCACACAGUGUUCGGCUCCCGCUGCCCACCUGCACAGGUGAUGCCCUGAAGGACGGCGGCAACUGUUUUUUUUUUUUUUGUUGUUUUUUUUAACUCUUAUCGUUUUUAAAAAGGUCAAAUGCAAGGUGAACCUCCAAGCAUGAACCUUCACGUUUGGACUCAUGAUGGUGAUGUUACUGGUUUUAUUUAUAGUUUAAGUGUUUCAUCUUUAAUGAAGUAAUAACACUGGAGGUGAUCUGAUUGGACGAGAAGCUGGAAUCCGUUUCCAUGUUUGUGGUAUUUUGUGUUUCUGUCGAGUGUAGACCGCCAAAUGUAAAAACUGAUUGCAGUAAGUUUUGUUUUUGUAACAACCUCAAACCCUCAGAGCGCCGUCUUCAUCAGGUUUGUACAGACAGAAUGUUUUCCUGAUAGAAGACACCCAGAGGUUUAUCUUUUAUAUGUACCUUUAUAUGUGAUAAAUUCUCUGCUUUCA